Messenger RNA from Drosophila gunungcola (fruit fly), 1638 nucleotides. RefSeq names its product SPRY domain-containing SOCS box protein 3 (gene SP555). Gene Ontology annotation, biological process: proteasome-mediated ubiquitin-dependent protein catabolic process. Lineage: Eukaryota; Metazoa; Arthropoda; Insecta; Diptera; Drosophilidae. Gene Ontology annotation, cellular component: SCF ubiquitin ligase complex. Bases 1 to 891 code for a protein of 296 amino acids. The transcript has 3 exons. The record is from RefSeq and is a predicted model, not a curated record. Gene Ontology annotation, molecular function: protein binding.
AUGUCCGAUGUGGAAGUGGAUCCACAGCAGCAGCAGCAGCAGGACCACCCUCAUCCCGUGGUGGCGAUGACCCCGCGGCGCCGUCGCCAUCCUAUUCGCCGAGGAGCAGGCUGUCUGGUUAUUCAGUCCGCUUCGCAGGAUGCGGCAUCGCCACCGCGCUUCUGUCCACUCGUCGAAGGCGUCGAGGACAACUGGACGUGGAGCAAGCGACAUCGCUCCAAGGAGGUGGUGCUCAGCGGACCCAACUCCCGAACGGUUCACUUCCAUCCCAACUGGAGCAAGGGCACCGCCGGCGUCCAGGGCAAGCGAUCGCUGAACAAUGGCCGCUACUACUGGGAGCUCCAUGUCUCGCAGCGGGUGUUUGGCACCUCCAUUAUGUUCGGCAUAGGCACAAAGUCGGCCCGACUCCAUGCCAACGCCUUCCGGAAUAUGCUGGGCGAGAACGAGCACGGCUGGGGACUGUCCCACAAGGGCGUGCUCUGGCACAAGGGCGUGGCCCUGCUCUACACCAAGCGGUUCCGCGAGAAUCAUCCCACCCAGAUCGGAGUACUCUUCGACGGCAUCGAGGGCACACUCACCUACUACAAGGAUGGCAAGUGCCUGGGCGUGGCCUUCAGAGGUUUGGAUCAGAUCGAUGAACCGCUGUACCCCAUUGUAUGCUCCACGGCGGCCAAAACGGAGAUGACCCUGAAGUGCACCCGGCGAGAGUUUGUCAACCUGCAGGAUCGCUGUCGGGCGGUCAUAAUGAGGCGGGUGCGCAGUGCAUCGCAGCUGGAGAAGCUUAAGCUACCGUUGCCCAUCAGCGAUUAUCUGGGGGAGGUGAUCGACGAAAUGGAGCCACUGCGUCAGGUGAAUCAGUUGGAGAUGUGCAUAAUGAAUUACGAAUUGUAAGCGGCCCGUGAAUCUUUUUUGUGCCAUCAAAACGGAGCGCAUCCCAUCGGAAGACGAUGUGCCUCUAGGACGUGUAAAUUUUCGUGUAGUAUUUGUAAGGAUUGCUUAGUGAACUGUAGUAUUGUUAAGCAUUCGAAAUUAUCAAAUGGAGAUAAUUCGGCUUUCAGUUUUGUUUUUAGCUUUUUGUUGAAAAUUUCUAGUGAAAAUGUGGGGAAAUAGGCCAAUUUGGUGCAAUAUUUGUGAUAUAAGGAAAGUGAGUAAAUUAAAUUGUAUUUUGGGGCUUCAAGUGCUUGUUUGAUAACCGCAAAAUAAGUUAGGCAUAGAGCUAAGCAUAUUUUUCGGUACAGACGAGUGUGAAAUCUAGUCAAAAGUAACACGCUGCUAAACUAAUUUUGUAUAUUCCAAGUCAGCAAUUAAGGCUUAAGCUAUGUAUUAUAAUAAAAAGAAAACUUUUCUAGUCAUAAAUUGCAAAUGAAGCAAAUGAAAAGUGUUUAAUUUUUCACUAUCGAACGAGCACAUGUAAAGGUUCAGCACUCAUACCCAACGUAAUUUAGUAAAAAUUAUUUAUUUUGUAGAUUCUUUUUUGUGUCUAUAUAAAUUACUACACGUAAUGUAAUUGGUACAUGACAAACAAGAAAACUAAGACAUGUGAAAUGAAAUUCGUAAGAAGCGCUCAAAACAAUUUAGCGAUAUUGAUUUGCAAUUGUCACUUGAAUUUACAUAAAUAAAACAUAAAUUUACUAACUA